UGCGGGCGGGCGGCGGGGCUGAAGCGGCCGCUCCGCUCCGUGCCCAGCCGUGCCCCCUGCCCUCGCCAUGCCCAGAGCCUUCCUGGUGAAGCGCCGGAGCCCGCAGCCGGCGGUGCGCAGCUGGGAUGGGCUGCCCGACGAGGAGAGAGCCGACACCUACAUCCCAGGCGGGAUCGGCUGCGUGCUGCUGGGCUAUGAAGACAGCUGCAGCCUGGAGAGCAGCGGCAGCAGCGGGACCCGGGACGCCGAGCCCAGCGACCCCCCGACGCCCCAGCCUGCCCCCGGCGAGCUGGGCACGGGCGGGGCGAUGCUGCUGGACCUGGCCGUCAAGCGGCCCAUGGUCAGGUCAAAAAUCAAGUUCACGACGGGCACCUGCAACGAUGCUGCCCUGCAUAGCUGCGAGCUGUGUGGCAAAGGCUUUCGCCUGCAGAGGAUGCUCAACCGUCACAUCAAGUGCCACAGCCAGGUGAAGAGACACUUGUGCACCUUCUGUGGAAAAGGCUUCAAUGACACCUUUGAUCUGAAGAGGCAUGUCCGGACCCAUACUGGCAUUCGUCCCUACAAGUGUGAGGUUUGCAACAAGGCCUUCACGCAGCGCUGCUCGCUGGAGUCUCACCUGAAGAAGAUCCACGGUGUGCAGCAGCAGUACGCCUACAAGCAGAGGAGGGACAAGCUCUACGUGUGCGAGGACUGCGGCUACACAGGCCCCACGCAGGAGGACCUGUACCUGCACGUCAGCGGCGUCCACCCCGGCAGCGCCUUCCUGAAGAAAACCUCCAAAAAACUCGCAGCUGUUCUGCAAACCAAACUCAGCCCCGUCCUGCAGAGGAACUCCAAAGAGGAGGGCAAGGACGAGUGACGCUCACCGAUGCUCGGUGCUCGGCAGGAAUGAAGUUUACAUGUAGGACUACAUAUCUAAUUUUUUUAAGAACAAUUUUGAAAGAAAUUAAAGGGAUGCUUUUGUUAACGGGACUCUCUUGAUGUUGGUAAAGGCUCAGCUUGACAGAAAUACUCCCGUUUGUGAUGGAAACAUCAGACUUUUUUUUUUUUUAUCUGGCCAAUAAAAACGGAAUGCUUGCAAAGGCUGUCACCUCUCGGAUGGAGUAUUUACUGAACCGACAUUUGGGCAACCUGUUUUCUGUCAGGUCUGAACACCCCUGACAAAUGAGUUCACCUUUCCCCAGGUGUAUUUGUAUUUUGUAAAGUGAAUAACUGCUACCUCCCAUGCAAAUUACUUAUGAGAGGUUUGGGUGAAAAGUGUUGGGUAAGAGCGCUACUGGUACUGGGUUCUAUGCAACGUUAAUUGAAGUGCCUUAAGAACAGGAGUGCCUUGUAUCAUCCAAUGAGUUACAAAGUGCAAACACCCUCAGCUCUGCCCCCCGUGCAGCCUGCUAACAAUGUAUGGAAGUGUGAUCCAAGGCGAGUCGAAACUCUUCCCAAAGGAUGGAGAAUGUUUUCAUCUCAAAGUUUCUCCACUAGCAAAUGACAUUAUUCUAUGGCAGACUUUUGGUUGUGUAUUAAGUGCUCGAAGCCACGAACUUACUUUUAUCAUGUUGAUAUACAAGUGAAAUCUUAGCUCUGGUGUUCCUGGACUUGCUGUGCUCACUUGGAGGAUUAUUACCACAUCUUUUUAACAUACACCAAUAGCAACCCAGAAACCCAAAGAAAGCACUGUAAUGACUUGAAAUUAAGUAUUUUCUGUCAUGAUGAAAUGCAAUUUUGUGCAUAUUUUA
This is a messenger RNA of Serinus canaria (Common canary), 1733 nucleotides long. RefSeq names its product ovo like zinc finger 2 (gene OVOL2). Gene Ontology annotation, biological process: regulation of transcription by RNA polymerase II; epidermal cell differentiation. The record is from RefSeq and is a predicted model, not a curated record. Lineage: Eukaryota; Metazoa; Chordata; Aves; Passeriformes; Fringillidae. Gene Ontology annotation, cellular component: nucleus. The transcript is spliced from 4 exons. Gene Ontology annotation, molecular function: RNA polymerase II cis-regulatory region sequence-specific DNA binding; DNA-binding transcription factor activity, RNA polymerase II-specific. Bases 68 to 859 code for a protein of 263 amino acids.